Messenger RNA from Tachysurus fulvidraco (yellow catfish), 2140 nucleotides. RefSeq names its product H-2 class I histocompatibility antigen, L-D alpha chain-like. Gene Ontology annotation, cellular component: external side of plasma membrane. Lineage: Eukaryota; Metazoa; Chordata; Actinopteri; Siluriformes; Bagridae. Gene Ontology annotation, biological process: immune response. The record is from RefSeq and is a predicted model, not a curated record. The coding region runs from base 48 to 509 and encodes 153 amino acids. The transcript is spliced from 2 exons.
GUGUGUAUGUGUGUGUGUGUGUGUGUUUGUACACAGGAGAUCACACAAUGCAGUGGCUUUAUGGCUGCAGGAUCGCUGAUGACGGCACCAUCAGAAGCUACAACCAUUACAGUGUUGAUGGAACUGAUUUCCUCCAUCUCAAUACAAACAAUCUCACCUGGACUGCAUUUAACGAGAAAGCUGAGAUCUUCAAAAACAACUGGGACAUUAAAGGGAAUGAGGCUCAGCACAUGACCAGCUACCUGAAGACAAAGUGCAUUGAUAGUUUAAAGGAAUAUGUGUCUCACCUAAAUACGUCACAGAAGACAGAUGCUCCUACAGUGUCAGUGAACCAGAAACACUCGCCUUCUCCGGAGGUGGUGUGUCACACUACAGGUUUAUUCCACAAAGUAGUGAUGAUCUCCUGGAGGACGGACGGAGAGGACGUGCAUGAGGACGUGGAGAUCAGAGAGACGUUACCCAACCAGGAUGGAAGCUUCCAGAAGAGAAGCAUUCUGAAAGCCAGGUGAGGAGCUGCAGAAACACAACUACACCUGUGUGAUUCAGCACAGCAGCUUGGAGAAGGAGUUAGAGGAUAAAGGUCCUGAUCAACACCACAUGUACAGUAGAAACAAUAAAUCUAAAUUAUGCAGCAGAUAAUAAAGACUCUGUGCUGAUUCAACAGGUGGAUUAUCAGAUGGAGGACAGGCUGGUAUCAUUGUUGCUGUAGUCGUCAUCAUUGUUGCUGUAGUCGUCAUCAUUGUUGCUGUAGUCGUCAUCAUAGUUGCUGUAGUCGUCGUCAUUGUUGCUGUAGUAGUCUUUGUUCGGAAGAAGAAAAACUUCAGUGAGAAGAGGAACGAGAACGUCAGAUUUAAUGGACUUUUGUCUGAGCAUGUGUAACGUACAGGGGUUGGACAAUGAAUUGACCAAUGAAUUGCUACUGCUAUUGGUUCGGUGCCUUGCUCAAGGGCACCUCAGUCGUGACCUUAGGGUUAUGAGUCAAACUCUCUAACCAUUAGGCCACGACUUCCCCGAAGUCAAGACAAGGGUUAAGUCAAGCUUCAGCAAGUCAUGACAGUCACAGAGCCGCUCUGUGAAAUAUGAACUGAAAACAGCAGAGACAACAAGAUAACAUACCAAGAAGGAAAAUUGGCAAGACGGGAAAUUAAAUUGAUGCAUUAUAAAUGGACUGUCAAAGGACUCAUAGCAACUGAAAGAGUGUCCAACAGAUUCUUUGAAAAUAUGGACUUAGUAAUGCUGAAGAGGAUUGUCAAAUAACAAUGUAUUUGUAAUGUAUGUUUGUACACUGGAAAGAACACUUCUGAAAUAGUGAGUGGUGAUAUUACUGACGGGCACAUAGUGUUGGCAGGGUGGGAAUUUUCCUUACAUUUGGCAAAACUAGGGAAGAAGUUCUAACCCAAUCUUAUCCCAAAAAUGUAGUGGACAACAUGGGGACCAAUCUAAGAACAUUGGGAGAUGUUGGGAACCAAUUAGUAAAAAAAACAGCUUGACAAUAAUCUAAUAAGGCAGUCUGAGGCAUGUGCUACGGUUGCAGUGUUAUUUUAAGUUGAACGGUAACAGGGCAUUUGAUAGGAUUGCUAUCAACAUGGCAUUAACAUGGAUUGCUCAAGGCCUCUUGUAAAAGUAUUCUGAAAAAUCUAUUGUGGAAGGUACAGGACCACCAGAUGUAAUAAGUUACAUGAUGUAAAAAGUCAUGAAGUCCAAGGAAUUGUCUGUAGAACUCUGAGACAGGAUUGUAUCAAGGCACAGAUCUGGGGAAGGGUACAGAAAAAUUUCAGUGCUGUGAAUACUUUCUGGAUGCAUUGAGGGCCUUUGGGACCCAGUUGGGUCUGCUCGGGUUGAAUGUGUGGAUAAUGCUCAGAGUGGGGGGUUAUAUGCAAAAGGAGGUGGAGGCAAAAAUAAUGGUAAAGUAGAAGACCUAAAAUCUAAAACUAAUGGAAAUUGAAAAACGAGAAAAGCAAUGGCAUGUGACAAUGAUAAAACUUGAAAAUAAUGGGGAUUUUCAAAAAUAUGGAGGGAACAUCACUAAUAUACUAGAAAUUAAGGGGUGUUUGGGUAUUAGACCAGAUCAUUUUUGGGAAAUUUUGAUGAAUUGAUCUCAGGUUCAUCGCUGUUUUUGCAAUAAACUCUUUGAUUUUCA